AUGUCACGGCUUGCCGAAGCCCCAAAUUUUAAGCUUGGUUUAAAUCGCAAGGCCGCCAAAUCACGGGUAUCUACCAUCCCAAACAUGCCACAAAAAAUGAAGGCAGCGAAAACGCAAGAGAAGGUCCACUAUAAGUGGCACCCACGCUCUUUUAAUCCUGUCCUCUCUCUCGGAGUCGACCGCCAAAAGGACCGUCACCGAACCGGUCAGCCUCAGGCUCAGUCUCCCCGACCACGUCGUGCUGCACCUGCAAAGCGCGAUUUGUUGCUCACGGCUAUCAGCAACUCAGUAUCGGGCUCUUUCCACUCAUCUGAGCUACUCAGGCAGUGA
Molecule: messenger RNA, 330 nt
Organism: Mycena indigotica
Lineage: Eukaryota; Fungi; Basidiomycota; Agaricomycetes; Agaricales; Mycenaceae
Exons: 4
Coding region: 1-330 (109 amino acids)
Source: RefSeq, a predicted model, not a curated record